AAAAAAAUGGUGUGAAAAUUCGUUGCAUUUUACGCUCAUGCAAUGUAGGUACAGACCAGACGUAUCAACGUUUAGAUUUGGGUGCACAUGGAACAGCGUUCAAAGUCGUGCCAAUGUACAAUGAAAGACGAGGAAAUUUUAAAGGAUGUUGGUAUAGGAAUGGAACGAGAACUAUACCAAUAAUACCACAGCCCAUUCUACCUAACAUUGAGGAAUUUGAGGUAAUGUAGAAGUAUGUCCUGAUUCAUGCUAAAUAUGCAUCAUUUGUUAGAUGGAUCACACAUCGUAGUACAAACAAUGAAAACACUAAAUGAACUUUAUUCACAUCUAGUUUGUUGGCAUUGAGGUUUUUGAAGGAACCGAGACUUCAAAAUGGCAGCAUCAUUACAAAACUUACGAUCUUAAUAAUGUAUACACAUUUUGGAUCACGAAUACUAAACCACCUCGUCCAGUGAAAUACGAAAUGAAAGGCUACGACAGCUUGCUGGCAACGCAUUAUGAUUAUUAUGUGUUGGAUUAUAUUUCCUUCGAGGAAUGGAAACCAAAUGAAUCGGUCUUUGAGCUUCCGUCAGGUUGGUAGUUGAUUUAAGAUUUUCUUUUAUACAGCCUUUCCAUUUCUUCUUUAAUCUACCCCGUUCAAUUAUCUCUAACUUCAUAAUGUCUCUCAUCUUCUCUGCAUCUCUUUUUAUUACCUGUCCAUACCAUCUCGAUUAACCUUGCUUCAUACCACCCCACAUCUUUUGAUCGCUUCAUUCUGUAAUUUUCUGACAAACUCCAUCUCUUAUGUGUUGAUACCAUCGUAACCUUGCUUCCCUUGCCUUUCCUGCAAUUUUCUUGAUCUCUUCAUUGUGACAAGGUCUCCUUCAUCUCUUCUUAUUACGUGUUCAUACCAUGUCAUCUUUGCUUCGUUUACCUUCUCUGCAAUGUCUACCACCCCACAUCUUUUGAUCUCUUCAUUCAGGGGCCGCGGAACCGGACGGGGCAAUGGGGGCAUGUGCGGGCCACUUUUUAAAAGUGAAAAAAUGCUUUUUUCUGGGCUAAAGUAUCCCAUUUAAAGAACGAAAAAAGUAUUUCUUGAAUGAAUGCCCUCUCUUGCUGGAAAGAAAGUGCCCUUUCUGUAGUAGUAAAGACUCUGUAAAGGCCUUUUCCGACGUUAUAGAGACUCCAUAUUUUCAAAAAUUUUCGUAAGUGCCCCUCUUGGCCACUUUCGAAAUGCCUCUGCGGCCUCUGUCUUCAUUCCAUAAUGUCUCUGACCAGCUUUCCUUCAUCUAUUAUUACGUGUCCAAACCAUCCCAACCAUGCUUCUCUUACGUUCUCUGCAAUGUCUACCACCUCACAUCUUGUGAAGGCUCUGACCAGCUCUCUUUCAUCUCUUCUUAUUCUUCUCUCCUUUAUACAGUCUUUCCAUUUCUUCUGUAAUCUUUACCGUCCUCUGUUCUCUUAUCUCUAGCUUCAUAAUGUCCCUCAUCUGCUCUCCAUCACUACUUAUUACGUGUCCACACCGUCUCAACCCCUCUUUUGAUCUCUUCAUUCCAUAAUGUAUUUUUAAGCUCUCCUUCAUCUCUUCUUAUUACUUAUCCAUGUCAUCUUAACAUUGCUUCCCUCACGUCUGCAAGUCUACCACUCCACACCUUCUGAUCUCUGACUCGUACCCAGUUCCUCAAAUGAGGAUUGAACAAAAUAAUGGUGCAUGAUGGGACACCUCCGUCCACUGAUCCACACAUUCUCGUACCCAGAGCCCUUCUUACGCGCGGAGCGACGAGGGGCUCUGGCCAAAUCCAUAUUCCGAACUGGCAUCUGAUUGGCUAGUUCUAACACCGGACAUUGUUUUCUUACCAUGUUUUUAUGGUAUCCGGUUAUGGAUUUGGCCAGAGCCCCUCGUCGCACCGCGUAUAAGAAGGGCUCUGGGUACGAGAAUGUGAUACACAUAAAUCGUAAUUGACGACUGGGUACGAGUCGGUUCUGAUCUCUUCAUUCCAUAAUGUCUCUUCUUAUUACGUAUCCAUACCAUCUCAGCCUUGCUUCCCUCACCUUCCCUGCAAUGCCUACCACCCCGCAUCUUCUUCCGAUCUCUUCAGUCCAUAUUGUCUGUGACUUGCUCUUCUUCAUCUCUUCUUAUUACGUGUUCUUUAUCAUCUCAGUCUUGCUUCCCUCACCUUCUUUGCAAUGUCUACCACUCCACAUCUUCUGAUCUCUUCAUCCCAUGCUCUCCUUCAUCUCUUCUUAUUACGUGUCCAUAUCAUGGUCUUGCUUCCCUCACCUUCUUUGCAAUGUCUACCACUCCACAUCUUCUGAUCUCUUCAUCCCAUGCUCUCCUUCAUCUCUUAUUACGUGUCCAUAUCAUGGUCUUGCUUCCCUCACCUUCUUUGCAAUGUCUACCACUCCACAUCUUCUGAUCUCUUCAUCCCACGCUCUCCUUCAUCUCUUCUUAUUACGUGUCCAUAUCAUAGUCUUGCUUCCCUCACCUUCUUUGCAAUGUCUACCACUCCACAUCUUCUGAUCUCUUCAUCCCAUGCUCUCCUUCAUCUCUUCUUGUUACGUAUCUAUACCAUCUCAACCUUGCCUCCUUCAUCUUCUCUGCAAUAUGUCCACCUCCCCACAUCUUCUUCUGAUCUCUUCAUUCCUCAUCUGUUUCAGACUUGUGGUGUCGCAACUGGAGUCACAAACUUGACUCCCACCUCAUGACUAAUCCCAUGCAAGAGUUUAUGACGUCACAUCACGUGGACAAGGAGGAACAUCUGGAACAACUGUAUUCUAUUUUUAGACGUCGUCAUCAGAAAUCUUAUAGAGGAAGAAUGGAAAGGAACAAAAGAAAACAUUUGUUUCGUCACAACUUAAGGUUAGAGAAAACACCCAAUUUCUAAAUAAUGUGAUCCUUUAUCGGUCGGAAAUUCGAUCGGAAUUUCUUUUGCAUCAUUUCCAGCUCGGAGACCACGUACAGGGCAUUGACUUGUAUAGACGUAUAGUAAUGCUGCAUGACCAACAACGUACUGCUCUAAUCAAACCUUACUACACUAUCCAGUUUAAGUAAAGUUAAUUCACAGAGGUUAGCUUUACCGUGCCUCUGUUUACAUUAUUUUAUAAUUUUAGGUUUAUCCAUUCGACCAACCGUAAGAAUUUGAAUUUCAAACUUUCGACCAAUCACAUGGCCGAUGUCGGUGACGACGAAUACAUACGUUACAGAGGUUCUAAAGAAGAACGUCGAUACAUUGAUCAACACAGUAAUCAAAGUUUAAUCAACGAUGGUGCUUUUAAUAUCUCUGGAGUACCUGAUACUUUGGACUGGAGAGAUUAUGGUAAGUUGGCAAACGUUGAUUGGUGGAUGUUGACUCGGAUGUUUGUUUGUUUGUUUGUCUGUCAUUACGAUAACUUAAAAAUACGAAACAUUUUAAUAUGCUCAGAGUUAAGAAUUAAUACAGGGGCCGCGGAACCAGGGGGGAUGGGAGCAUGUCACUUUAUUAAAGUGAAAAAAGCGCCCUUUCUUCUGAGCUAAAGUGUCCCAUUUAAAGAAUGAAAAAAGUAUUUCUUGAAUGAACGCCCUCUUUUGCUGGAAAGAAAGUGCCCUUUUUGCAGUAGUAAAGACUCUGUAAAGGCCAUUUCCGACAUUAUAGAGACUCCAUAUUUUCAAACAUUUUCGUUCGGCUCGUGAAGGACAUAAAAUCGUUUGAUUUUGGUCAUAUACCCAAUACUUAAAGUGCCCCUUUUGGUCAACGCCCCUCUACAUCAAUGCCCCUCUACUCUCUUGCACUCCAUCUACAAACAAAGUUGCAUCGAGUGAGAUGCCCAGUAUGCUGAUACUUACCCAGUGAUACACCUAACAUUGGCGUCAGCUUAGUAUAGGUAAUCAUGCGAUGGCGAGUACAAUUCGGGAUUAAUAGUACGAGUGAUGUUUGGAAAUUUUGCUAAAAUUGGACGAGCCGCCGGGGCGAGUCCAAUUUGGUAAAUUUCCAAACAUCACGAGUACUAUUAAUCCUUAAUUGCACGAGCAACAUCGCAUGAUUACUUGUUUAUUAUUAGCAUGACAAAAUUGGAUACGUACUUCUCAAUGUCAACAUCAUAUUCUCUUGCCAAAGCCCAGUCCUGCCAGACUUUCAACUAAAAUUUGGUGCUUUUGUUUGUAUUUUCAUUUAGUUCUUUUGUUAAAGCAAAAUUUGGUGCUUUUGUUCGUAUUUUCAUCUAGUUCCAACACGGCAAUUUCAUUUCACGCUUGUGUUUAAAAUACGUUUCCGCCAUUUUGUUUGUUUUGGGAAAAUUAUUAAUUGUACUGCAGUACAAUUAAUGAAAUAAUUGUACUCCUCUCAACCAAUCAGCAUCCAGUAAUUUUGUCAUGCUAAUAAUAAGUAUAUAUACAUGAACUUGUGGUUAGAACUCGGCAACUGGACUCUGUAACUCAGUUGGUUAGAGCGCUGCACCGGAAUCGCAGGGCUGCAGUUCGAUUCCUGCCAGAGGGUCUAUGGUUGCAUUUUUCGCAACUACUCCUGGUUAGGUCUGAUGAAUGUUUAAAAAUUCCACUCGAAAUUUCCAUCUACAAAUCCAUGCAACAAUUAGCAUUAAUACAGCAAAUGUUACACUUUCACUGCUUUAUUUAAAUUAAACACGGUAAAAUCUUAACUUCAAUUAUACAAUCUAAUGUUACACCGUUACACAGUACAAGUGUACAAAUGAAUUACAAAUAUAGUUUAAAAUAAGUAACUGAUUGCCGUGCGGGAGUGCGAAUAGACCUUUCCCCUUAUAACCAAAAUUUUGAUCUAGGCAAGUCUAGACAAAUAUUUCAUCACAGCUUGAAAGAGCAUCACAAAAUUAGUAAUAUUCCAAAGUUUCGUUGCGAAAUGUUGUAAAAUGAGGAAAAUAUAGCCUUGCGAAGUUUGCAAUUUUCAGUCAUUUUGCAUUACAAACGGGAAAUUGCAGCCCCAACACCCGAAUCGUAUGUCAAUUUCCCGUUUGUAAUACAAAAUGACUGAAAAACGGCAAACUUCGCAAGGCUAUAUUAUCCGCAUUUUACAAGAUUUUGCAACAAAACUUUGGAAUAUUACUAAUUUUGUGAUGCUCUUUCAAGCUGUGAUGAAAUUUUUGUCUAGAUCGAAAUUUUAGUUAUAAGGGGAAAGGUCCAUUGACUUCGAAAUAGCUGAUCAAUUUCUUUCUCGAAUUGCGGAGAGUAGAUCUUACCGAUUAUUUUCUUUUACCCAAUGGCCUCGUUUCCAUGUUAACUUAUUUUAGCAUGUUAUUUUUCUUAACUUAACUUAUUUUUCUUUUUUAACUUAUUUUAUUUUUCCUGGACGAAUUUGUUUCUUGCUGUUCUUAGGCUCAAUAACAAAGUAAUUUUCAACCCUAUACACCCUUUUCAUAAAUGGCUGCCGAUUAAAAAUUCUUUUAUGUGCAUAUAAAUUGGCCAACUAGCCUCGUACUCAUGUUAAGAUUUCAAAGGAAUUUCUACCCAGAAACGAGGCUAGUUGGGCCAAUUUAUAUGCACAUAAAAGAAUUUUUAAUCGGCAGCCAUUUAUGAAAAGGGUGUAUAUACUAAGCACAAAACAUGAGUAAGUAUUUGACACGAAAACGAGGCCAUCGGGUGAAAAGUGAAUAAACGGUAAAGUCUAUUAAUUCCAUAACUUUAAUUAAACUUCGUUUUCGAUAGUUCGUGUGCGGUUUUGGUACAUGUAAUAUAUUUUCCCUUGAGUUUCUCAAGCUAUACCCAGUGCUGUGGGAUUAGAAAAAAAAUUGUUAAUAAUCCGGAAUUUGCUUGUUAUUAAUUUUAAACGUUAUUAUGGCUUCGUGUUUUUUUCCGACUUGUGGAAAGAUUAUCCCAUGUACAGUCUGUUAAAGAUAUAGCACUGGUACUUGUUUCAUAUAGUUGGACAUAUCUAUAUUGUUUGUCUUUGCGCACUUAGCACAUCAGACCUAAUAUAUUCCUUUUUUCUCAUUUUUUUCUCUAAAUUUGCCUAUUUUCAAGUAUUAAUUUCGUACUUUCAGAAGUUUUACUCGGUUUCUUUUUUUGGGGGGGGGGGGGGCUAUAGCUCCCCCUAGCCCUUCCCCGUUCCGCCGCCACUGUCUCUCUGUUUAUAGCCAGACUAUUUUACACGUCUCUCACAUGAAUAUGUUUUUAAUGUUAAGGCGCUGUUGGACAAGUCCGCAGUCAAGGAAACUGUGCCUCGUGUUAUGCCUUGGUGGCAGCUCAGGCGAUCGAGACGACACAGUUUUUCGAG
Messenger RNA from Paramuricea clavata, 6200 nucleotides. The record is from the annotation of a GenBank genome assembly. Lineage: Eukaryota; Metazoa; Cnidaria; Anthozoa; Malacalcyonacea; Plexauridae.